This is a messenger RNA of Mya arenaria, 3941 nucleotides long. RefSeq lists its product as uncharacterized. Gene Ontology annotation, molecular function: RNA polymerase II cis-regulatory region sequence-specific DNA binding; DNA-binding transcription factor activity, RNA polymerase II-specific. Gene Ontology annotation, biological process: regulation of transcription by RNA polymerase II. The transcript has 6 exons. The record is from RefSeq and is a predicted model, not a curated record. The coding region runs from base 445 to 1323 and encodes 292 amino acids. Gene Ontology annotation, cellular component: nucleus. NCBI's taxonomy places the organism in Eukaryota, Metazoa, Mollusca, Bivalvia, Myida, Myidae.
ACGGUAUGGGGAAGUAGGCGCUGACCAAAGUAUUCGAAUCGAGAUUUUAGAAAGAAGUCUAUAUACCAGCGCUUAUAGCUGCGAUAUAUAACCUGCGCUUUUCAAGGGAACGGCGUAUAUCUGCGUCAAUGACUUAGACGGGAUUCCAGUGUUUAGAUAUUGUUAUAAAUACCCACAACAAAAUAUUCUCUAUUAAAAAGUGAUACUUUGUCACGAGAGUGCAAAGCAUGUAUAAAGAAUUUGAAAAUAAAUGGAUACGAACGCCACAUAUUUGAGUUAAAGACGUUUUACUAAUUGAAUGAAACAAAAUUACUUGCAAGAAACUAUCCUUUCAGUUCAAAACUCAAAGCUAUAUUUUUAUGUGGACAAUCUUACAAGGGAAACCAUAAUAUGUUAAAAAUAACCACCACGACAUGCAAACUUUAAGUCACUCGCAGUGAAAUCAUGUGGACUAAUAGUACCUCGAAAUUGAAUAAGGGCCCGGAAUCACAAAGCCAGAGCCCAAUAUUUCUGGAGGGGAUGAGGGAUAGAGAGGGAACGGAACUGUUAUUUGGGACUAAAUGUUCUUAUGCAUCCGAUUCAGAGAGCAACAGGAGUUUUGGAGAUAUCUUGGAACCAAAGGGAAUAUGCAACGGUGCAAUAAGAAAUAGUUUGAAAAGAAAGAUUACGGAAAACAGGGAGAAGAGUGGUUUGGGGCAAAUAAAGAUAAACGAUGAUGACCCAAAGACUUAUCAGAUGUCGCCAGAAGAAGAAGAGAAGGACAGAAAGCGCCGAGAAAGCAACAGGAAGUCCGCCAAAAGAAGUCGGGAGCAGCAGAAACAGUCAUACUCUGAAAAUUUGAAGCUGAAAGAGGAAUUCGAAGAAAAGAAUUGGGAGCUUAAAUCAUCGAUGACAAAAAUGGAACAUGAGAAGAAGAAAAUAUUAGACGGUCUUCGACAGUUCUUGCCGGAAUAUGAGAUUGCGCUAGCGCUCCAGCGGGCAAUUGAACUUGAAUCUCAUUCAACAAGAGAAGAACAGCCGCAGACCAACACAGAAGAUAGUGUUGAAAUGCCAACGGAAGACAAUGAAAAUGUCGAUGUCCUAACAAACAAUGGAGGGAAUUACGAAAUUCCAAGCAAUUCUAUUCUUGACAAACUUGCCAUGGCUGAACCUGUAAAUGAAAUUUCGAGUGUUCAGUGUCCGACUGCGAUACCAGUGAUAAAUGUUAGUGAUUUGAAAAAGAUUUUAAGCUUGCAUAAGGGCACAAGCAACGGACAAAUAAUUGACUUUCAUCAGCAUAAAACUGGUGAAUCUUUUCUUAAAAUGCUUAAUGAUACAAAUUGAUUACAAAAUGUAUUUGAUUUGUAAAUAAAUUUGAUUUUUUUACAAUUUGUUUCUAUUAAUUAUCAUCUGUUAAUUCUUUUCUUUUUGAGACCUCGAGGGUCAUUUUUAUUUGCCCCGUAAUAGGGGCGAUUGUGUCGGAGCCAUCCCCGAGGGCCCUUACAUCAUUCAUAAACAUGCAAGAACAUUUAUUACACUGUAUAUAUGUAAUUAUCAAGUUUAAAUAACAAUUAAAACAGCAUUCACUAGCGGAUCCAGGGGCCGGGUGCACGCCUCCCCACUCCCUAAAUCGUCCAUGUUUACAUUUCAUUUCAUUAUAGGAGCUCAAUCGAAAUAAUUAAAGUACGCUCACAACACAUCAUUUCGGACUUAAUGAAUUGUUAAAAUAAUUUUUGAGGAGUACCCCUUUUCCCAAAUUCAAGUCAAAUAGUUAGCACCCUUUUUUACGCCCCUUAUUUACGCCCACAAUGACAUUAAAACCUUGCCCGUCCCUGGCCUUGGUCAGAAAUGUUUACUGAACUGGAACUGAAAUGUAUACUCAGUUUUUAUUUACUUAUCUAUAUGCCUGUACAUAAUUUAUCACAUCCUCCAAAAUUAAAUAUUUUGAUGCAAACAAGAAGUAUUUUCAUGUUAGUACAAAUAACAGUAUAAAUGCACAUCUACGAAAAAUAUAACAUCACGGAUGAUAUUAUUUAUGUCGAAUAAGUUACCUUUAUUACAAGUGACAAUUCAACUUAUCUCAAUAUUCUUUUAUUAUAUCAUAGUUUACAUGUAAGUAAAAGAAUGUGAAAACUCAAUAUAUCUACAUGAUAACACAGGUAUAAAGAGGUGGGUUAACGGCGGCUUCAAAAGUGAAAAUUUGCAAUUAAUGCAAAAAGAUAAAUUCUCCAUUGAUUGAAAACUUCCCUCAACGCGGGCAGGAUCGCAAAAUAGGCACACGUGGCGUUUCAUUAUCCGUCAUUAUAGUUUUGGGAUCCCAACUAAUAAUGUAUUUAUCAUUCAUGUAUGAGAAGGAUGUGUUCUAAAUUUGUGUCAGUGAAAGCCUAUUAUUAAGAAUAUAAUGCGCCUUCAUAGGAACAGUUAUGGCGCUUUUAAUAUGUCCACCGGUCAGCAAAAGAAGCCAUCUAUCGAUAGAACGUAGUCACAACCAUUGGUCAUCGUCUGUUGGGAGUAGCAAGGAACAACAAUUUAAGAGGUGUCCUGUGUCAGAGCAUUUUAAACCAAGUUUUCAUCUACCUGUGACUAGAAAGGAGAAAGAGAAAAACAGGAAACAUAAUGCUAAUGCUAAUACAAAAGCCAUUCUUGAAGGAAUUCAGAAACACAAGAGUGAUAUUAAGACACCUGAACCACUUAGGAUAGCUGGAUCACCAGGAAGCCUUAGCGACCCAGGCUGUUUGACAUCCGAAUCAGUUGUACAAUCAACGCCUAGACCUUCGUUACCGACGUUUCUUGAAAAUGAAACUCUUGACUCUACCGAUUGCAUACAAAUUCAUAGUAGUUCGGCGGAUUCUAGUCCGUCCAGCUUUGAGGAUAGCGAUGAAUACCUUGCACCUACUUUAUUCUUAGAUGUUGAAGAAAAUUUUAGAACCGAAUAUCUUAAUUUUAAUAACAAAGAAGGUGAAAGCGUCAAACAUUGCAACUAUGUCAAUUUAAUUAAGGAAACGGGAAUCAGAUGGAAGAACUCGUCAUUGAACAAUGAUGGUGAGUCAGGGGCAGGCACGCCGCUACCACUUUCACCAAUGAUUAAAGAAGAACUUAAACUUAAGAUACAACUCCGGAGGCUAACUGAAGGGAAAUCAGAAUUGCCAUUUAUACAUGCAGGUCCGAAGAAAACGACGUAUCAGCUUUCUGAAGACGAAAUCCAACGCAGAGAAAGACGAAUGCAACGUAAUCGACAAGCUGCAAAAGAACACAGAAAAAAGAAACAACACAGAGAAACAGAAUUGAAAAAGGCUGUGAAUAAACAGAUCGAAGAACACACGAAACUCCAACAGGAGGUGGCAACUCUUUUGAAACGACGUGACCGGUUAAAACACCUGCUGGAUAACCAUAUGGAAACGUGUACAAGAGUCAAACUCUAAUGAUAAAAACGCUUACUUUGCUAUUAUUCUCUGUAUUAUUUUAAUCCACCCAUGUUAUACAGCUUUCGUAUACAAGAGUGUAAUUAUGACAGUAUAAACUAUCUAGUAAUGUUCGAUUAAAAACAGAUUAACCAGCGUUCGUGUACAAGAGUCAAAUUUUGUUUUAAAAAGGACUUCCUGUGCUACUAUUCUCUAUAUUAUUUCAAUCAAAACAGAUUAAACAGCGUUCGUAUACAAGAGUAAAAUUAUGACAAUAUAAACUAGUAAUGUUCAAUUCACUACAUAUUAACAAGCCUUCGUGUACAAGAGACAAACUCUUAUUUAAAGAAGACUUUCUUUGCUAUUAUUCUCUAUAUUUUUAGCGUUAGCGUUCGUAUACCUAGGUCAAAUAUUGACAGUAUUAACUAUAUGAUAAUGUUUUAUUCACUACAGAUUAAACAGCGUUCGUGUACUAGAGUUAAAAUUUGAUGAUAAGAACUUUCUCUCCUACUUUUCUCAGUAUUGUUUCAUAAAACGCAGAUUAAACAGCGUCCGUGGAUA